AAAAUGCCCGUGCGACUUCACCGCCGCCGCCGCCGUCGUUCAUGACCAGCUAGCAGCAGCAGCUGCCUUGUGCCUCCUUUCUUUUGUUUCGCCGCCGACCCAAACCGCGAGAGCGUGUGCAUGCGCCCGUGUGCUCGUUGGUGCGUUCGUGUGCGCAAUUGUGUGCGUGCGGGAGAGCCGAGUUGUGGUGUUCGGUGUGUGUAUUAUGUGCGUGUGAGCUACAGCCUAGUGACUACAGUGACUGUGUGUGUGUGUGAGAGCGCCGUCGUCGUCGUCGUCGUCGUUGUCGUCGCCGCCGCCGCCGCCGCGUUCGCGUAUACACACACGUACGCAACGUAAUAUAAAUGUUAUAAAAAAUAAUAAUAAUACUUAAAUAUUCUUAUAAAUAAUACUAUUGUUAAUCUAGAGUAGGUUUAGAUUGACGGACCGCAGAAGCCAGUGUAUGUGUGUCUGCGUUUGACGUCUGUAUUUUAGUAUUUAUAAAUAAAAUUGUGUACGUGUGCGCGCGCGGUGUCCGUAUGUAUCCGUCGUAGGUAUUCGCGUUCGCGUGCAAUAAUAAUAAUACAAAUUAUAAUAAUAAAAUAAUAAUAAUAAUCAAUCAAUUUUGUGAUACAUUUUUUACCCGUUAUACUGUAGGUACAUUUUACAGUCGUUUCGUUUUAUAUACCAUUUCGUCGUCCGACCGUACGCGACGCGUUUUAAAAAUUGUACGAAAAACUUCCUCGAAGAGAAUGCCGAGCGCAUCGUUCAGCUCGACUCGUUCUUAUACGCGGAGGACGAGGAGAAAAGGCACCAACCGUCUGCCUAUACCGUCUAGGACGUCGAAUUCCGGUGGAGUUGUUGAAGCUGGAGUAACAUGUGAACCUUUAGUUGCUGCAAGUGGUAGCUAUGCAACUCCAGGGGGUGCUAGUACUAGUACUAGCUUCCAACAUGUGCCACCUUAUGAUCUACGUGGCCGAAAAUCACCUUUACACUUACAUGAUGCUAGUACAGCUGGAUUUAAUGCUACAGCACCAGUACAUCCAACUGCUACUCGUCCUACAUCACCUACAGCAUCAGCUACCGCAUCAGUGUUGCAGUCGGCUGCUACACCACCUUUAUCUCAGCCUGCCCGUAAACGGCUUAGGCGAAAUACUUCUUGUACAAUUACUAGCUCUGACAAUUCAAAUUCGGCCGCCCAUUAUUUACAAUGUGAACUGCCAGAUGAGGUUAUGUUGACAAUAUUCAGUUACUUAUAUGAACAAGAUCUAUGCAGAAUAGCUCAAGUUUGUAAACGAUUUCAAGCAAUAGCUAAUGAUAAUAAUCUAUGGAAAAGAUUGUAUCAAAGUGUAUUUGAGUAUGAUACACCACUGUUUCAUACAGAAAAUAGCCGUUUUGAUUUUAUUCCAUUUGAAGAAAGUGAACACCAUAAUCCAUGGAAAGAAAGUUUUAGGCAACUAAAAAAACGUUGUUUACAUGUACGACCACAUUAUAAUGGUACUGCUAAAGACCCAGUUAGGAGAAUGCCACAUUUUGAAACAAUUCAAGCUGGUUUAGAUCAUGCUGAUGAACAUUUAAAUGGUGGAGCAAAAAUAUUUUUACAUCCUGGUACUUAUCGAGGAGAAUUUUUGGUGAUAGAUUCAGAUAUAACAUUAAUUGGAGCUGCUCCUGGUGUGGUUGCUGAUGCAGUAAUUCUUGAAAGAGAAACUGAAUCAACUGUAAUGUUUGUUGAGGGCGCUAAAAGUGCCUAUUUGGGACAUGUCACAUUAAAAUUUACUCCAAACGUUACUUCAACUGUACCACAUCACAAACAUUUUUGUUUGGAAGUUGGCGAAAAUUGUUCACCAACAAUCGAUCAUUGUAUUAUUAGAAGUUCCUCAGUUGUAGGAGCAGCUGUAUGUGUUAGUGGAGCUGGUGCAAAUCCUAGGAUUCACCAUUGUGAUGUUAGUGACUGUGAAAAUGUUGGUAUUUAUGUAACUGAUCAUGCUCAAGGAACAUUUGAAGACAAUGAAAUUUGUAGAAAUGCUUUAGCUGGUGUUUGGGUCAAAAAUCAUGCAAAUCCAGUGAUGCGUCGCAACCAUAUACACCAUGGAAGAGAUGUGGGCAUAUUUACGUUUGAUAAUGGAUUGGGAUUUUUUGAAGCCAACGAUAUCCACAAUAACCGCAUUGCUGGUUUUGAAGUCAAGGCUGGAGCUAAUCCAUCUGUUGUACAAUGCGAGAUUCAUCAUGGUCAGACAGGUGGAAUCUAUGUCCAUGAAAAUGGUCUCGGUCAGUUUAUUGAUAACAGAAUUCAUAGUAAUAAUUUUGCCGGUGUUUGGAUCACUUCCAACAGCAAUCCUACCAUACGGCGUAAUGAUAUAUAUAAUGGACAUCAAGGAGGAGUAUAUAUAUUUGGUGAAGGCAGAGGACUUAUUGAACAUAACAAUAUAUAUGGAAAUGCAUUAGCUGGUAUUCAAAUUCGUACUAACAGUGACCCAAUUGUUCGGCAUAACAAAAUUCAUCAUGGUCAACAUGGCGGAAUAUAUGUACACGAAAAAGGUGCAGGGCUUGUUGAAGAAAAUGAAGUAUAUGCGAACACAUUAGCUGGUGUUUGGAUUACUACUGGUAGUACUCCAGUUUUACGCCGCAACAGAAUACAUUCUGGUAAACAAGUGGGUGUGUAUUUCUAUGAUAAUGGACAUGGAAAACUCGAAGACAAUGACAUUUUUAAUCACUUAUAUUCUGGGGUUCAAAUAAGAACUGGUAGUAAUCCAAUAAUUAAAGGUAAUAAAAUCUGGGGAGGUCAAAAUGGUGGAGUUUUAGUGUAUAAUGGUGGAUUAGGAGUUUUGGAACAAAAUGAAAUAUUUGAUAAUGCAAUGGCUGGUGUUUGGAUAAAAACUGACUCAAACCCAACACUUAAACGAAAUAAGAUCUAUGAUGGUAGAGAUGGUGGAAUUUGUAUAUUCAAUGGUGGGAAAGGUAAUUUAGAAGAAAAUGAAAUAUUUAGAAACGCUCAAGCUGGUGUUUUAAUUUCAACUCAAAGCCAUCCUACAUUGAGGCGCAAUAGAAUUUUUGAUGGUUUAGCUGCUGGUGUUGAAAUUACUAACAAUGCAACAGCUACCUUAGAUAGUAAUCAAAUAUUUAAUAACCGUUUUGGUGGGCUUUGCUUAGCCAGCGGUGUACAACCUAUUGUUAGAUGCAAUAAAAUUUUUAGUAAUCAAGAUGCUGUAGAAAAAGCUGUUGCCAAUGGUCAAUGUUUGUAUAAAAUAUCCUCAUACACUUCAUUUCCUAUGCAUGAUUUUUACCGUUGUCAGACAUGCAACACGACUGAUAGAAAUGCAAUUUGUGUAAAUUGUAUAAAAACAUGCCAUGCUGGACAUGAUGUUGAAUUCAUAAGGCAUGACAGAUUCUUUUGUGAUUGUGGAGCCGGCACUUUAAAUAACCAAUGUCAGUUACAAGGCGAACCAACACAGGACACAGAUACAUUGUAUGACUCUGCAGCACCUAUUGAAUCACACACUUUAAUGGUAAAUUAAUAGAAGACAGUAAAGAAGACAUUUUAAAAACUUCAUAUUAAGUAAAAGGAAGUGUAUGUAUCAUAUUAGGAUUUUUAAUUUCUAGUAAAUAAUACUUGAUGUUAUAUAAACCAAUUAACAAACCUAUUGUAUGGUUUAUUAUGUAACCUUAAGUAUAAAUUUAUUCAUUCCUUUUGUUCUUCUACUUAACAAAAAUAUUUUUCGUUUUAAAACUAAAUAAAACGUAAAACC
Messenger RNA from Myzus persicae (green peach aphid), 3725 nucleotides. RefSeq names its product F-box only protein 11 (gene FBXO11). Gene Ontology annotation, molecular function: protein binding; zinc ion binding. The transcript is spliced from 9 exons. Lineage: Eukaryota; Metazoa; Arthropoda; Insecta; Hemiptera; Aphididae. Bases 732 to 3494 code for a protein of 920 amino acids. The record is from RefSeq and is a predicted model, not a curated record. Gene Ontology annotation, biological process: regulation of apoptotic process; ubiquitin-dependent protein catabolic process; protein ubiquitination.